Molecule: messenger RNA, 5323 nt
Organism: Drosophila subpulchrella
Lineage: Eukaryota; Metazoa; Arthropoda; Insecta; Diptera; Drosophilidae
Exons: 9
Coding region: 216-5180 (1654 amino acids)
Molecular function (GO): calcium ion binding
Source: RefSeq, a predicted model, not a curated record
UUGCAAAUUCAAUGAACUUUUAUUGCCGAAAGUUCUUUAGUUGGUGUAAAACUGUCCCUUUUCAUCCAUGAAAUGCUCGUGAAUAUAUGUAAAAAGUGUUGAACAUGUGCUAUUUUUAAAGCCACGUUAAUCUUAAUGGCUUUGCUUCUCUAUAUGUCUCUACAUAUAUAGUUCUUGUCCCAUAAACAUAUAAGGAUCGUAUAUAGGGCUGCAGAAUGUGGGCGGCGAAAUAUGUUUUAUGCGCGCUAACAUGCGUUGCAUUUGCUUCAGCUUCUCCGAGUUCUGAGCGUAAGAGGAAAAAUGUCAUGAGUAUUCCCGAGGAGCCGAAAGUGCCUCUGUCCUUGGCACCUACUUUAGACAUGAGCUGCUCCGAGGCCAGGAUCCUUCCACCGGAGAUUAAUCAUGGCAAGGCGACCCUAUAUGAUCGACGUCGAAGGGGCAAAAAGGUUUUCCUAGUUGCCUUUUACACCUGCGAUGAGAGCUACGAGUUCGAAAACGAUAAUACCGAAAUGUUUUGCUCGAACCAGAAGUGGGUGGGUGAAAUACCGACCUGUAUUCCCCAGCCGGAUUAUAUAGAACCCGAGGAGGUGGAUGACGAUGAUUUGGAAGAGUAUGAGACGGUCCCCAAUGAGAGUUUCGAUGAUAUGGUGAUUGAGGUUGACAAUAAUGAAAGUGAACCACCACCGCCUCCACCGCCACCGGUAAAGGAAGAUGACUUGUCUCUAAAAGAAGCCGAUUCCAAACCGGAACCAGAAAUUGUUAUUAAUAUUAAUGAAGAUAAAGUGGAACUUCCUCAAGAAUCGGAUGUUUUAACUAUUCAGGACCUAACUCCCCUGAAAUCAAAUAACGAAACUUUCAUAGAAAUCGAUCCCGAUACCAAGGUUUCAGAAGUGCCAAACGAAGUAUUAUCCUCUAGUAAUGCUUCUGUUAGGCCCGCUAAAGAUCGCUAUGAGCCAACCUUGGUGGAUACCAAUUGUGGAGAAGAUAAUGGCGGGUGUGCCCAAAUAUGCAAGCGUUUGCUCUAUCCAGAUGAGAACCAACCAAUAAAGCAAUGUGAUUGUCGAGAGGGUUACACCCUGGAUCCAAACGACUAUGUCAACUGUAUUGAUAUCGACGAAUGUCAGGAGUCGAAUGGCGGGUGUUCGGGAAUUUGCGAAAACAUGCCCGGAGAAUAUAAAUGCAGCUGUCAAGAUGGUUAUUACAUAGAUGCUUCUGGAAAAACUUGUGUGGACAUCGAUGAAUGCGCCAAUCCUGAGCUGUCGUCUGACUGCCAAGGUGAUUGCGAGAACCUUCCCGGCUCUUAUCGCUGUGUGGUGUCACUGGUGGAAAAAGAGGAAAGACUCAACUCCACUGAAGUGGUGGAGAGCCCAGUCGAAGAGGGCAGCGAUAAUCCGUUGGUAGUUGCCGUAAAUCCCCCUCUUAAAAAAGUAUGUAAUCGUGGUUUUCAACUUUCCAUCGAUGGUAUCAAAUGUGAGGAUAUCAAUGAGUGUGAGAUGACGGGUCCCGAGGACCAAGGAGUCUGUCAGCAAUAUUGCGAGAACACCAUCGGAUCCUUCCGCUGCUCCUGCGGUGAGGGAUAUCAUCUGCUCGAAGAUCAGCGGGGUUGUGCCUUGGAUAGCUGUGCCGAUUUGGAGAAUCCCGAGUUAAACCGUACUCGAUGUGCCCACGAGUGCGAGGAUCUGCCUGAAGGAAAUUAUCGAUGCAAGUGCCCCAAGGGCUAUCAGCUCUCUGAAGAUUUGCACUCCUGCUUGGUGCAGGAAUCCCCCUGCUCCAAGGACAACAGAGUCGAGAAGUGCUUGCCGGGAAGCUGUUUGGCCAGCGAGGAUAACAACAGCUUCAGUUGCAUCUGUCCCAUUGGCUACCGGAAUGAGGAGUUCGGCUGCCAGGACAUCGACGAGUGUGCCGAGGAUACGCACCUGUGCAGUCACAGCUGCCAGAACACUCCGGGUGGCUACCAGUGCCUGUGCCCCGAGGGUCUCAACCUGGUCGAGGAGUACACCUGUCUGGCCGAGAAUCUGUGCGAGGUGAACAACAAUGGCUGUGAGCAGAUCUGCCUGAGUGGCCGAGGAGGAGCUUGCUCCUGCCGCGAGGGAUUCGAACUGAGUUCCGAUGGCAAGAGCUGCGAGGAUGUGGACGAGUGCCUGGUGGACAACGGAGGCUGCCAGCAGGUGUGCCGCAAUCUUCCAGGUUCGUAUGUGUGCAUCUGUGCCGCGGGCUAUGAGCUUCUCAAGCUGGACGGCUUCCGUGGCUAUUGCUUUGACAUAGACGAGUGUUCGCGGGGAACUCAUGGGUGCAGCGAUCAAAAGCUUUGCGAGAACCUCAAUGGUUCGUACACCUGCCUCUGCCCAACUGGCUAUGCCCUGGGCUUGGAUAACCACAUCGCCACAUCACCUAACACCUCAUUCUCCCAUGAUUCCACCUUAUUCAAAUCUCCAUCUUCACCCUCAUGCUUGGACAUCGACGAGUGCUCCUUGGCCAAUGGGAACUGCUCCCACUUUUGCCAAAAUGAGCCGGGUGGCUACCAGUGCCUCUGUCCCUUGGGGCAUGCUCUCUCGGACGACAUGCGCACCUGCCAGGACAUCGAUGAGUGUCUCGAUGGCAAUGGCCGGUGCUCACAGCUCUGCGUGAAUCAACCGGGGGGCUUUGCCUGCGCUUGCGAUGCGGGUUACGAGCUAACCCCCGAUGGUUUCGGUUGCUCCGACAUUGAUGAGUGCUCGCAGGACUAUGGGAACUGUAGCGACAUCUGCAUCAAUCUUCUAGGUUCGCACACCUGUGCCUGCGAAAGGGGCUACGAGCUGGGCAAGGACAAGAGGUCCUGCCAUGAUGUGGACGAGUGCGCAGGACUCCUCUCCGGCGGCUGCACCCACGAGUGCAUCAACAAGGCCGGCACCUUCGAGUGCGCCUGUCCCCUGGGCCAAACCCUCAACGAGGACGGUCGCAGUUGUCGUCCCGUUGUGGUGAGCUGUCCCCCGGGCACUAAACGCUCCUCCGAGGGCUGUGUUCCUAUCAAAUGUGAAGCUGGUUUCACCCUGGGAUUGGACGACGAGUGCGAGGACAUCGACGAGUGCCAGGAGAAGAACGGAGGAUGCUCGCAUCGCUGCUUGAACAGUGAGGGUUCCUUCAAGUGCAGCUGUCCACCGGGCUAUGAAUUGGAUGGUGAUCAAAAGACUUGCGAGGACAUUGAUGAGUGUGCUCCGGGUAAAAAUAGUUGUAUCACCGGAAAGUGCAUAAAUGAGAUGGGAGGCUUCCGUUGCGAGUUUCCCGAGUACCCAACAUUGCCGGAUAUUCCAUCAGUCUCCGAGGUGCCUGAAGAGCCCAAGACGGAAUCAGAGAAACCCAAGUACCCCGACUUCAACGAGUUGUCUAAGAACAUACCUGAAAGCCCCAAAUAUCCUGUUGUGCCGGAGAACAAAUUCCCAGACUUUCCUGAGUGGUCAAGACCAGAGCUUCCAAGGAUCCCUCCCCUUGAUGAUUUACCCACACCAAGAACACCUGUUUCUAAGCUGCCUGAGUUGCCCAAGCGUCCUAGGGUGAAUCAGUUCCAGCCCAGGGAUCUUUGCCCUCGAUUCCAGGCACCACCCAAUAGCAGGUCCCGCUGUAACAGGUUUCGCCAUAAGACGAAGAACUUCUACUUUAGUCGCUGCCGGGUUACCUGCAAUCCGGGAUAUGUCCGUCGCGGUCCGGAAAUCAAGAACUGUGGCGCCAAUGGCAUUUGGGAGGGUCCAGAGACCACUUGCGUAUCUCUCAAUGGGCCUGGAAUCUGUCAUGCCCUUAAACCCGCACGUAAUGGAUUUAUAUCUCCGGCUAGCUGCACUGAAGGUCCAUCGAAGUUCGGAGAUCUUUGCCAACUUACUUGCAAUCCCGGCUUCGUUUCUAGCGGCUCCAUGCUGGCCAGCUGCAUGAUGUUCAACGGAUGGUCCUUCGGAACCGAUCUCAAUUGCGUGCCAAUCGAUAACACUUUGUUUGCCAAUCCAAUAAUUUCGCCACAGUGGAAAUCUCCGCUACAAGUGACACCCCCUCCAACCCAGGAAGUUCAACUGGAGGAACCCUAUGUCAAGUGUCCAGAGAACGUAGUGAUUCUACUCCAUCCUGGUGAGCAGAAGGCUCAUGUAACACUCCAGAGACCGAAAACCAAUAUUAAAGACGGUCGUUUGGUAGUCUAUCCCGACUGGGCGGCUGGGCUUCAAGGUCAUUUGCCAGCUGGGCUUCAUAAGGUCGACUUUGCUGUCGUCUAUGGGGAGGAUCAGCGCACAGUUAAAUGUCACACUUUAAUCACUAUUAAGCCUGCAGGUGCAAAUUCUUUGAGCUUUUCUUCGGAACCAGCUGGAUAUCGAAGAUCUUCAUUUCCUAGACCACCUCCAUUUGUCAGCCUAUCCUCAACCAGUUCUUCUUCAUUUCCCUUAGAUUCAGCUCCCAACUCAGUUUCCUUUCCCACAUUUUCAACCCACAGUUCAAUUCGACAGUCACCAUUUUCAAGUAGUAGUUCCUCCUUAUCAGAACCCAUUCCUCGGGAGUCGGCUCUUGAGACAACGCCUUUCAGCUCCUUUUCCAGCCACAGUUCGCUUCAACAGCCCAAUCUUCCGAGUUUUAGUUCCGCUGACACUGAGUCUUUCUCCAGACUAGAGCCCCUAUCCCAAAGAUCAGCUAAUUUGGUUAACCCUGCUCCCAGUGCUCGUGGCGAAAGUACACGGGUAGAUUUGGGUUCGGAUACCACAAACUUUUGUCCACCUUCCAUUGAAGUCUAUCUGAAGGAGAACCAGAACUUGCGAUCGGUGGCCUGGGAUGAGCCGCGAUUUGCGGGAAAACUGCUCAAGAUCUACAAGUCACAUUUCCCUGGUUCCUUGUUUAAGAUGGGAGAUCACACAAUCAAUUACGAAGCCACCACCACCGAUGGAAGAACUCUAAGAUGCACUUUUAUCAUCUAUGUUAGGGCUCCAAAGCCCACUCCUGCUCCCAUCAUGCCAGAGUUCAACUUUGACUCCGAACCCGCUAGUCUCAUCCAGGGGUUCGGAACUUAUGUAAUCUGUCCGGGUAAAGAGCCAGUCCGGGUCACUGCCGAUAAAUCCGUCGAUCUGCCUGUAGGCUGCACUCUGAAGAACAUUCGCCCGCAAUCGCGUCCAAAGAAACCACUGAAACUAGCCAAGCUUACUUCUCUGUGGCAUCGUUAUCCUAAUUUCUGAUGUCUGUAACUAUUGUGUAAGCUAUAUACAUACAUGCAACAACUACUUACUAUGUGCUUUGUACUUAUUGAUGCGCAAUUCACACAAAUAUUUUUGUACGACUUUUGUAUGCUUAAUUUAAAUAAAUACUUUUAACAUAUAAC